UGCCUCUUAUUGAGGCGAAAGCAACAAUACCUAAAAAUGCUUGGUCGUCAUGCACUGCUCUGAAGGGAUGAUCUAAGUUUGUCUCUAUAAAUCUCUCCAUGCAGCUCGCGGCUUUUAAUUUAAUUUAUCCAAUUUAAUUGAAUGCUGUUCCUUAAAAUCUCACACCCAGAACGGAAAACCCAGAGAGAUCAUCAACGAGGGAUCGUGAUUUUGAGGCUAUACUCUUCCAGAUUCUGUUCUCCCACCCCCACCAACUCGCUUGUUUUGCAAUCAGCUUGUCUUCCGCCCAAUUGCAAUUCCCCCCCCCCCCCCUCUUUUUAUUUUUCUGUGGGGUCACUUGUUCAUUUCUUUUACACGAAAGUAAAGCUGCCCUUUGCAGGAUUCUUCGUCGCCUUUUUUGCGCGAAUGAUUUCACAUUCGGACCAUUCAACACAUUAAUACCCAUCUUGUUGGGCGUUUUCAUUUACCUCUCUGCUGCACAGCUCAUUUCCUGCUUUUCUUCCGUACACCACUGAUCCGUGAGAGGUUUGACCAUUUCAACGUGAAGAUUCAUCAUUUGGGGUAAAGACUUUUGGAUCAUACACUUCUCAGCAAUACUAACUCCUCAAAAAUCAGGGACGCUCGUAAAGCGUGGGUGUAUUAAAACUGGGAAAAAACUUGAUGGCUGAAAGGGUGAGAUCAAUAUGGGUGACGUUGGCGGUGUUAAAACUUCUAUCGGCAUUCGUGAUUGUUUCGGCAGAAAGAAGCUUGAAACCGGAAGCGUCACGGUUUAAUGCAACCGAAGGGCUCCAUGGUGAUUUCCUCCAUCGAGCUGUUAGUUUCUUAUGGCGAUCAGAGGAAUCUGGUUAUCAACACGUGUGGCCGGAUAUGGAAUUUGGAUGGAAAAUUGUUCUGGGUUCCAUAAUUGGUUUUUCUGGAGCAGCGUUUGGAAGUGUUGGUGGUGUUGGUGGUGGCGGCAUUUUCGUCCCCAUGCUUAGUCUAAUAAUUGGGUUUGAUCCAAAAUCAUCAACUGCCAUCUCAAAAUGUAUGAUCAUGGGUGCUGCUGCGUCCACUGUUUACUAUAACCUUAAACUAAGACAUCCUACGUUGAAUAUGCCCAUCAUUGACUAUGAUUUAGCGCUGCUCAUUCAACCGAUGCUCAUGCUCGGAAUCAGCAUAGGGGUGGCCUUCAACGUUGUGUUUGCUGACUGGAUGGUUACUGUGUUGCUUAUUAUUCUCUUUAUAGGAACUUCAACAAAAGCAUUCUUCAAGGGUGUUGAAACUUGGAAAAAAGAAACCUUGAUGAAAAAGGAAGCUGCCAGGCGACAAGAGUCAAAUGGUCCAGGGGCUGAAGCAGAAUACAAACCUCUUCCCAGCGGACCGACUGUUGCUAUUGAAAAAGACACCAAUGAACCUGAGGUGACUAUUCUUAGGAACGUAUACUGGAAGGAGUUUGGACUCCUUGUUUUUGUUUGGGUUGCAUUCCUUGCACUUCAGAUAGCCAAGGAUCAUACAUCUAAUUGUUCAGUAUCAUAUUGGGUGCUGAACUUGCUACAGGUCCCAGUUUCAUUUGGGGUAUCUGCAUAUGAGGCAAUUGGUUUAUACAGAGGCAAGAAAGUAAUUGCUUCCCAGGGAGAUGCAGGGAGAGAUUGGAAAGUUCACCAACUGAUUACCUAUUGUUUCUUCGGUGUACUGGCUGGAGUAGUCGGUGGCUUGCUCGGUCUAGGAGGAGGAUUCAUUAUGGGUCCCUUGUUCUUGGAGCUGGGAAUACCACCUCAGGUCUCAAGUGCCACAGCCACGUUUGCCAUGACCUUUUCCUCUUCUAUGUCUGUGGUAGAAUACUACCUUCUUAACCGUUUUCCUGUGCCGUAUGCUCUUUAUUUUACCCUGGUGGCUACCUUUGCCGCCGUGGUAGGUCAGUCUAUUGUGACAAAGCUGAUCAUGUUAUGUGGGAGAGCGUCGCUUAUCAUCUUCAUUCUAGCCUCUACAAUAUUUGUCAGUGCCAUUUCACUAGGUGGAGUCGGCAUAGCAAAUAUGAUCCAAAAGAUUGAGAACAAUGAAUAUAUGGGAUUUGAGAACCUCUGCAAGUACUGAGAGGGUUGGAAAACAAAAUCCUCUGCAAGUGCAGUUCAUAGCAAUUUCUUGGAAGAUUUUGACGUGGUUCCAUCAUCCCUGAACUUUCCCCGUGGCAUUACCGGGAUGGUGGUGGUGUUGUAUCAUUCACCAUUUUAUAAUUGUUGGACUGGAUUUUUAGGCACUUCAAAAGAAAUUUGUACCUUCAACAUUGUGCUUAUUAGCUUGAGCAAAACGUAAGUCUCACUCUCAUUGCAA
This is a messenger RNA of Prosopis cineraria, 2310 nucleotides long. Its product is annotated as sulfite exporter TauE/SafE family protein 3. Lineage: Eukaryota; Viridiplantae; Streptophyta; Magnoliopsida; Fabales; Fabaceae. The record is from RefSeq and is a predicted model, not a curated record. Gene Ontology annotation, cellular component: Cul4A-RING E3 ubiquitin ligase complex; membrane. The coding region runs from base 661 to 2073 and encodes 470 amino acids. The transcript is spliced from 12 exons. Gene Ontology annotation, biological process: protein ubiquitination.